Molecule: messenger RNA, 1179 nt
Organism: Cooperia oncophora
Lineage: Eukaryota; Metazoa; Nematoda; Chromadorea; Rhabditida; Trichostrongylidae
Source: the annotation of a GenBank genome assembly
AUGUCAGCAGGAUUUCUCGUUGUCGUUCUGCAUGCCAUGCGAACCUAUGAGAGAAAUUUGGAUUGGAGGGACGAGGAAUGCCUCUAUAAAAGCGCACUGGAAAUCAAUCCGCCAAAAGGUCUGCAAAUUGAUCCGCCCGAUGUAACGUUACUUCUUACAGCUUAUUCAAACCUUGGAAGGGUGUACGCAUCGCAGAUGAAACUGUAUGAGGCUGAAGCUGCUUAUAAGAAUGCUCUUGCACAUCGUCCAAACAUGGCCGACACGUGGUAUAAUCUAGGUGUUCUCUACCAGGACAAGAAAAACUUCACCGAAGCAAUCACAUGUUAUCAAAGGUCGAUAAAAUUUCGAGGAUCGUUUGCUGUUGCUCAUCUAAAUCUGGGAAUCGUCUACGAGACACUGGGCGACGAUCAACGUGCAAUAGCAACCUGGCAGUCAUGUGCAGCGAUAGAUGGCUCUUCAAUCAAAGCCCAACGAGAGCAUCAAAAUGCUCAGACCAGCUGUCGAUUUCGUCUCGGAAGGCUGCUACUGAAGAAGAGAAAUCUCCACGAAGCUGAAAGCAUGCUGGAAGAGGCAAUUCGAAAAGCGCCACCUCACUACCCUUUCAUCCAUUCCUUGCUCUAUUCCUUCGGAGAAGUGGCGGAGCUGCUUGGGCACAACAGCAGAGCAGAGCAUUUCUUCCAAGCCGCCUUCCAUGCCGCUCCUACACAUGUGCCGACCUUAUUAACGAUGGCGCAUCUUCGUAACAAACAGAAUCGUACUACUGAAUCGAAUGACUGGUUUUCAAGAGCACUGGCCGUCGCCCCGAAUUCAGCUGAUGUUCAUCACCACAUUGGAGUAGCUGCUGCUCUGCGGGGUGAUGUGGUAGGAGCAGAAACUGCCUAUAAGAACGCUCUGAAGCUUGUUAGUACUCACGCGGAUUCUCUGAAAGCGUUGGCUACGCUUUUGCGAGAGCAACAGCAAUACGAUAAGAGUGAAGAGGUGCUACGAACGCUGAAGAACUACCAUCCAACUGCUGAAACUUUGGGCGAUUACGGUGCCAUAUUGCAUCUGAACGGGAAAUUUGAUGAGGCGAAACGAUUUUACGAGCAGUCGUUGAUGCUCGAUCCGUCGAAUAGUGUGGCGAGAGAGAAUCUACGUCGAUUGGAGCGGAAAACCUCUUCGCCUACAAACCAUACAUGA